AAUGAAUCCACGGGUCUCACUCUCUCGAAAGAUGCCAAGACAGGGCCCAGUUUAAACAUGAGAGUCGAAAACGGUGGACAUGGAACGAGUGUCAUGGCAUUGAUGGCUAUCGGUGGACGGAUGCGUAUUCAGCCUGGAAACCAUAAUGCAGCUCCUUUGGUGGUUGUUUUGGCGGGCAAUAAUACGGUGGGAAGUUACGGUUUGGCUGCGGCCCGUCAUCUGGCGAAUCGUGGUUGCCAAGUCGUGGUGUUGGUGACUUGUGGCAAGAACGCCGCGCUCAAGGAAGAGGUCAUGGAACAGAAAAAAUGUGCUGAAUUUGCUGGCGCGCGUAUUGUGGCAUCCACGGAAGAUUUACCUCAACGAUAUACAACGCCGGUGGAUUUGAUUAUUGACGCGAUGAUGGGCUGUCACUUUACGAUUCGGGACCUUCGGGACGAUUAUGAAACGCGGUUAUUAAUAUGGGAAGCCAUGGAUUGGGCCAAUAACAACAAAGCGCCGGUAUUGAGUUUGGAAUUGCCCAGUGGUAUCAACGGCGAAGAUGGCCAUCCUUUCCACGUUAUGCAUUACAUUUCUCCCAAAUGGACACUGUGCUUUGCUGUGCCUAAACAGGGUUGCACUUCUCGCAAUGUCACGGGUGAACUGUUUUUGGCCGAUCUCGGCAUACCGAUGGUCAAUUUGCAAAAGAUUGGAUUGCAACGAUUUAAUAUACCGUGGGGCACCGAAUUUGUUUUACCGUUGGAAUACAAAGACAACCCCGCUUUGUAAUAAGAUAAAAAUGCGAAAAACGGGCACUUGGAGAUGAAACAGUCAUUGGCAAAGAAAGAACGAACAAUUUUUUUUUC
Radiomyces spectabilis is the source of this 842-nucleotide messenger RNA. RefSeq names its product YjeF N-terminal domain-containing protein. The record is from RefSeq and is a predicted model, not a curated record. Bases 58 to 765 code for a protein of 235 amino acids. NCBI's taxonomy places the organism in Eukaryota, Fungi, Mucoromycota, Mucoromycetes, Mucorales, Radiomycetaceae. Gene Ontology annotation, molecular function: mRNA binding. The transcript is spliced from 4 exons. Gene Ontology annotation, biological process: deadenylation-independent decapping of nuclear-transcribed mRNA; P-body assembly. Gene Ontology annotation, cellular component: P-body.